ACGUCAUCAACAGACGCCGGAAAAGGCGCAACCUGAGAGUUCAUCAUCGAGCUGAGGUGGCUUUAUUAUUGGAGCGAGUAUUACCUGUUCGUAUCUGUGUUCCUCGACGAAUGAGGUUGUUGUUGAGUAACUGUCACGCCACAGGUUUCGUUUGAUUGAGUGGACGGCACUGCUAGCUAGUUAGCCACCACCCUUUUCUAGCUAACGUCGUUCUCGCUUUAAGGCGCUCAAACACUCCGCUCAUUCGACGCCAUGGACCCCGUUGGUCAAGACAUCAACCUGAACUCCCCCAACAAGGGCCUUGGCCCUGCAGGAGGUGUAGACUCCCUAACGGAGGGGGGAGCCAUGGGAGUAGCAGCUGUCAACACGCUGCCCCCAGGGCUCACGGAGGAAGAGGCCGAGGAGCUCUACUCUGAUCUAGCCAAGGUGGAGGAGGAGAUCAACACCCUGAGACAGGUGCUCCUGGCCAAAGAGAAGCACUCUGCUGAGCUAAAGAGGAAGCUGGGGCUGAGCCCCCUCAACGAGCUCAAACAGAACCUCACCAAGGGGUGGCAGGAUGUCCAGACCUCCAAUGCAUAUCUGACAGCGUCUGAAACUUUGGAUGGCAUUGCCCAAUCUGAAGCGUAUAAGAAGACUUCUGAGACCCUGUCUGUGGCUGGACAGAAGACCACCGCUGCCUUCUCCACCAUGGGCACUGUCCUCAGCAGGAAACUGGGAGACAUGAGAAACUCUCCUACCUUCAAGUCGUUCGAGGACAAAGUUGGGAACAUCAAGUACAUGGUGGUUGGACCCAGACGUAACGGAGAAGCUGUCCAGUCCCCGACCGAAACUAACCCCGUUCAGGACAACGCACCCUUCUGAAGCUCCUCCUUCCGCGCUUAUCACCGGGACGACAUCAUCGCUGAGUGACCCUUGACCUGUGACAUCACCCUCCACACCAUAUGCCAUUACUCACUACUGCCUCCCUCCUCAGUUACCUAUAGCCCAGUCCUAAAUGGGCCCUUGGCUCCUAGGCCCUUGUGGAGAUCUGAUUAGGACUAGAUAGGUGUAAGCAAUACGGCAACAAUUCAACGUAUACUAUGAGAAGGUGGAGCCACUCACCAUAUUGUUUAAACCGAUCUGAGUUGUUGCCAGAUUGCUUGCGCGCCUAUCUAGUCAACUUCAUCUCUACACAAGUACCUCGGGAGUUUUGGGCUUAAGGGUCGAUCUAGAAUCUCCCUCAGCCUCCUCGACCUACUAAAAGCAUGUGCAUAUCUCAUCUCAGUCGACCGCAACAGGACAACAGGUUACACACCAUCAAAUCAACACCACUUGUAAAAAAAAAAAAAAACAAACUUAAACCAUUUUGUAUUUAUAAAACUAUUUUACACUGCUUUUACAUAACUUUUAUCUAUAUGUAAAAUUAUAUAUGAAUAGAUAUAUUGUAAACAAUACUGCAAGUCGGCAUUUAUCAGUAGGUGAGGAGGAUGGAGAGUCUCGAGGAAACACGAGUGCAAAAAAUGUCCAAAAGAGGAGAGAGAAUAUAUGUCUAAAAUAAAAAACACUAUGAAUACAACAACCAUCUCUGUUUUGUACCCUGCUGGGCAUUUACUUCAGUUUAUUUUCUACACUGAACAGAAUGUGAAGCAAUGCUUUGGUGUAUAGCUUCCUGGCGAAUGUAGAAACUGUCUUUUGGCCUUAUUCUUUCACUCCUAUUACUUUGUUGGUAGAAAGGUUUCUUUCUUUUGGUGAUAAAAAAAAUAUAUAAAAAAAUGAAGUGGUAGAAAAGGGUUUAAAAGGGGAGGGGUUUUAUCACUCUGUGUUGGCUCACUGCUGAUGUGCCACAUCUGAGAUGAUCUACUUUGAAAUUCAGUCCAGACAUUCUGACAUAUGAAGAAUUGUCCCCAUGUCACAGAACUAAUUCCCCACGUGUGUGUGCACGUGAAUUAUGUACACACCAUACACUCCCACAGACCCUGACUAACGUCACUGUUAUGAUCACCAACACUUCCUGUUUUAGCCAGUGUGGACUAAUCCAGCCUUUUUAACGCGGAUGAUCAACUAGCGGUCACCGUUAUCCUGCCGCAACCUUCAACAGCAGCCGUUGGUUUGGUAGCACCGUCACUUUUUGUUAUUUUCAACAUGAAGUACCUACUUUAGAUUUGUAUUAUUUUUGCCUGAUUUUUAGUCUUUCUAUCCAUGGGAUUGGAUGUUCAUUUAGCCUUUAUCUAGCCUACUUAAGUAAUUUACUUUUUUUUUUUUUCAUUUUUAGUAGUCCUACUUAGGUGAUGCAUUUUAGAUUCUUCUCUUGGGUGGAGUAUAAGAGUCAUUUUUGUAUUUAAGUGCCAUCUGUAAAUCGUUUUGAUUUAUUAAACCUGCCUGUUAUAUUUCUCUCAAGAGAAUCUUGAAGUUUAGAUUUCAUUAGGAUGCCCAUUUAGCUGUUGCGCAUGCAGCAGCUACUCUUCCUGGGGUCUACAUGAAACUAAAUAUAUGACCGAGUACAGAACCGUUGUAGACGAGAACAGAAGAUAAUGGUACUGAUACUGGUUUCCCAGACCCAGAGAAUCUCCAUUGAAUACUUUUUAGUCCAGGACUGGUCUUUAAUCAGUGUUGGCAGACCGGUCCUCACAGGCAGCCUAAUUCUGAUGUUUUGGACAAUUAUUGUUAAAAGAUCUGAUCUGAUUGGUCAAAAGACUAAUUAGCGGCAAAAGAUCAGAAUUGGGCUUGCCUGAGUAAACGCCGUUUUAAGUACAGUAGGUUUCUAUUGUCUCUGGUUAUGACAUGGCAAAGAGAAAGGCCUUAUGUAACUUGUGUAGAGCUGCAAAUACAUGUUUGGGUCAAAUGUACAUUUUUGCAACGGGAUGAAAGAAUGACUAUAUAUAAUUGCCUUAUUUAGGACGUGAGUCUAGUUGUAGACAGUAAAGGGAUCAGAUAAGCUAAUGUUGGCUGAAAAAUAAUAAUUGUGGUUUGUUUUAUGUUUGGAUUUCAAUAAAGAAUUCAUUUAAAUAAA
Molecule: messenger RNA, 2989 nt
Organism: Oncorhynchus nerka (sockeye salmon)
Lineage: Eukaryota; Metazoa; Chordata; Actinopteri; Salmoniformes; Salmonidae
Product: tumor protein D54-like
Exons: 7
Coding region: 253-861 (202 amino acids)
Cellular component (GO): cytoplasm
Source: RefSeq, a predicted model, not a curated record